Messenger RNA from Lethenteron reissneri (Far Eastern brook lamprey), 1999 nucleotides. Its product is annotated as transmembrane protein 50A-like. The record is from RefSeq and is a predicted model, not a curated record. NCBI's taxonomy places the organism in Eukaryota, Metazoa, Chordata, Hyperoartia, Petromyzontiformes, Petromyzontidae.
UGCGCGGUGACGUCAGCGGGAGGCGUGAUUACGUCACGCGUGUUGACGCUCGUCUCGGGAAGUCGCCUCCAUUGUUUGCUUUCUAAUCGGCGUCUCCUCCUUCCUCGCUGACUCGCAAGAGACGACAGAGAGAGACGCAGAGACACGCAGAGACACACAGACGCAAUGGCCGGGUUUCUGGAUCACGUGCGCUGGCCCGAGUGCGAAUGCAUCGACUGGAGCGAGAAGAGAAAUGCCAUCGCCUCCGUGGCUGCGGGCGUGCUGUUUUUCACAGGUUGGUGGGUGAUCAUCGACGCUGCGGUUAUGUAUCCUGAGUCGUCUAAACUCAACCACGCUUACCACACGUGUGGUGUGAUCUCAACUAUAGCCUUCCUCAUGAUAAAUGCCGUCUCUAACGGCCAGGUCAGAGGAGAUGGAUACAGCGAUGGGUGCAUGGGACAGACAGGGGCGCGCGUCUGGCUGUUUGUGGGCUUCAUGUUGUCAUUCGGAGCCCUCAUCGCCUCCAUGUGGAUCCUGUUUGGUGGAUUUGUCGUCACAAAGCAAGAGAAUGUCUACCCGGGUCUGGCUGUCUUCUUCCAGAACGCGUUCAUUUUCUUUGGGGGUCUGGUUUUCAAGUUUGGACGAUCUGAAGAUCUUUGGGAAUGAGAAAUUUCCACUCAAGCACUCAAUCACCCACUCACUUAAACAUUGACCCACUCACCCACUCACUCACCCACUCACUCACUCAGUCACCCACUUACUCAUCAACUCACUCAUCCACCCAGUCCCACUCACUGACACACUCACUCACCCACUCACUCGCUCGCCCACUCACUCACUCAUCCACCCAGUCUCACCCACUGACACACUCACUCACUCGCCCACCCACUCACUCACCCACUCACUCACCCACUCACCCACUCACUCACUCACCCACCCACUCACCCGCCCACCCACCCAGUCUCACGCGCUGUCACAAUGCUAUUAUGUUAUCAUUAGUUUUUGUAAGCCACUUUAGUGCGGAGGUUCUGCGUAUCUGAACUAGGGAUUAUAAAGCCGCCCUGCUCUCUUCAUAUCUGCCAUUUCCAGUCACUGGUCUCCGAAUCACCCCUCGUGCGUAUGGGAAGUGUAAGAGUGGUGGAUCUACCGCCUUUACCAGUAAGAGCUGUGACAUGUAAGUUGUACGUGAGUGUGUGUGUGCGUAUCCCCAUGCGCCGCGUCCGUAACGUGUCUCCAUUUCGAUCGCACCGAACCAAGAAGUAUGGUCAAACGCCCCCCCCCCCCCGAUUCCCACAAUAUACAUGCAAUGGGAAGGGGGCCACCCCCCCUCCCCUCUAAUAAUCCAGCAGUGGAGAGAGAAGCAUCUGUGUUUACGGACGCCCCGUCCCCUGAGAAGUCUCCAAGGGGUGACUGCCCCGGGCCCAGCGCUUUGGUGGUUGGGGGGGGGGCAUGGGGGUUUAGUGUCAAAGGGCUCCCAAAGCGUUCAGACAUCAGAAUCGUUAUUGAGACUGCAGGAGGAAUUUGAUGAGCUAUGAAGCUCGUUUAUAACAAGCUCAAUUGGGGCAGGGGGUCCGAAAGUUAGAACAAAACACACGAUCGUGCCAAGUGUAUGAAAUGUAAUCAAAUCGCAGACUAAACACAACGCUUAUUUUACAAGGCGAGGCCCACUGGGGUAUGUGGCAGCUCUCUUUCAGAAGCGACGUACCCAUCAUCGCGAAUGGCCGCAGCUCAACGGAAGUGGCAGACCUCAUCAUAGUCAUCGUGUGGAAAUUUAUAGCAGCGGCCAAUGUUCAAGGGCUCCAGUUGGCUGCAUUGCUGACGGCCCAGGCGAUGUGACUUUGGCCCAUUCGGAUGUCACUGACGGUCGGAUGUGUUCCGUUUUGACGAGUGGGGCGGGGGGGGGCAAUGCGUUUCGUACGAUUCUUACGUGAACUAUGUACACACCACGUCGGUUAUACCCCCACCAUAUACGUAAGCCUGUGUAAAACCAGGAAAUGUAAUAAACUGAUACUUUAACGUU